AUGAAAAGCCCUAUAAAUGUAAUGAGUGUGGCAAAUCCUUCUGUGUCAAGUCAGGACUUAUUUUACAUCAGAGAAAACACACAGGUGAGAAACCCUAUAAAUGUAAUGAAUGUGGAAAAUCAUUCAGUCACAAAUCAUCCCUCACAGUGCAUCACAGGGCUCACACAGGAGAGAAGGCUUGUCAAUGUAAUGAAUGUGGGAAAAUUUUUUACCGAAAAUCAGACCUUGCUAAACAUCAGAGAUCACACACAGGGGAGAAGCCCUAUGAAUGUAACAUGUGUGGAAAAUACUUCUCGCAGAAGUCAAACCUCAUUGUACAUCAGAGAACACACAUGGGAGGAAAAUUUUAUUAUUGAAGUGCAUAUUAGAAAUGUUGAGCCACAAUUCAGCACCCACUACAACUCAGAGAGUUCAGAUGUGGAGAAAGUUCUCUUGAUAUUCUGA
This is a messenger RNA of Pipistrellus nathusii (Nathusius's pipistrelle), 444 nucleotides long. Lineage: Eukaryota; Metazoa; Chordata; Mammalia; Chiroptera; Vespertilionidae. The record is from the annotation of a GenBank genome assembly.